AUGUCGCAGCCCGUGAACGGCAGUGGCCCGACUGGCGCAGGACAGUUCCAGCAGCAUUACAACCUAAGCAACACAAACUCGGCAAGUGGUACAUACGCGAGCACGACAAACAGCGCGUCGGUACCUCCAUUUCAUCAAAGCCACUCCGUCGCGAAUCCACCACAGCAAUUCAGCACGUCUGCUCACGUUAUACAAGGACCUGGCCAGAUAACCACAGGGCAAUUUAACCGACCACAAAGACAGACGCAGUUCAGCCAGUCACAAUUUAU
Molecule: messenger RNA, 269 nt
Organism: Amoebophrya sp. A120
Lineage: Eukaryota; Dinophyceae; Syndiniales; Amoebophryaceae
Source: the annotation of a GenBank genome assembly